AUGUCUCAGGCGACUAAUACCUCAGUGCCACCAGCCGCCACUGCUGCCGCUGCUCCAAAUGCUUCUAAAAAAUCAAAGAAGUCAAAGGAUAACUUCCAAUUGAAAACCCCAAAGGGUACUAAGGAUUGGUCUGGUAAGGACAUGAUUCUUAGAGAGUCCAUCUUCAAUUCUUUAUCAUCAUUGUUUAAACGUCACGGUGGUGUAACUAUUGAUACUCCAGUUUUUGAAUUGACUGAAAUUUUGACUGGGAAGUAUGGUGAAGAUUCCAAAUUGAUUUACAACUUGCAAGAUCAAGGUGGUGAAUUGGCUUCUUUGAGAUACGAUUUGACCGUUCCAUUUGCUAGAUUCGUGGCCAUGAACAAUGUUCAAAACAUCAAGAGAUACCACAUCGCCAAGGUAUAUAGAAGAGAUCAACCAGCGAUGACUAAAGGUAGAAUGAGAGAAUUCUACCAAUGUGAUUUUGAUGUUGCUGGGCAAUAUGACACCAUGGUCCCAGAUUCCGAAAUCUUGGCUAUUUUGGUUGAAGGUUUAACCGGUUUGGGUAUCAAGGAAUUCAAGAUCAAAAUCAACCACAGAAAGGUUUUGGACGGUAUCUUCAAAGUUUGUGGUGUCAAAGAUGAAGACGUUAGAAAGAUUAGUAGUGCCGUUGACAAAUUGGACAAAUCUCCAUGGGAAGCGGUCAAGAAAGAAAUGGUUGAAGAAAAGGGCCAAACAGAGGAAGUUGCUGAAAAAAUUGGUUCAUACGUUAAAUUGAAUGGUUCAAUUAGCGAAAUGGCCGAAAAAUUAGGUGCUGAUGAACUUUUGUUGAGUGACCCAUCUGCCAAGGAAGGUAUAGAAGAAAUGAAGAUUUUGGCCGAAUACACUGCUGCAUUUGAUAUUCACCAAUACUUAUCAUUUGAUUUAUCAUUGGCUAGAGGGUUAGAUUACUAUACUGGUUUGAUUUAUGAAGCCGUCACUGACGCUUCCAAAGCUCCUGAAAAUGCCCAAGAAUUGAAGAAGAAGGCCUCCAAGAAAGGUGAUGUCGAAGAUGCCUCCGAAUAUGUCGGUGUCGGUUCUAUUGCUGCCGGUGGUAGAUACGAUAACUUGGUUAACAUGUUUGCCUCCGCUACUGGUAAGAAGAACGUUUCCAUUCCUUGUGUCGGUAUUUCCUUUGGUGUUGAAAGAAUUUUCUCAUUAAUGAAGGCUAGAAAUGAUUUGAUGGAUAAAAUAAGAUCUAACUCCACCCAAGUUUACAUUAUGGCCUUUGGCGAUGGUUACUUAAGUGAAAGAAUGAAGAUCGCCAAGGAGUUAUGGGCUAAUGGUAUCGAAUGUGAGUACUUGUACAAAGCCAAAGCUAAGACUAGACCACAAUUCACUGGUGCCGAAAGAUCCGGCGCCCCAGUUGCUGUGAUUAUUGGUAAGGACGAAGUUGCUUCAGGUAAAGUGAGAAUCAAGAAGUUGAACCAAGGUGAAGAUGCCGACGAAGGUGAAUUGGUUGAUUUGAAGGAUGUUGCCACCGCUGUUAAGAGCCUUUUAACAAAACUUAAUGCUGGCUCUAGCGUUGAUGAAAUCGCUGCUAUGAUCAAAGGUUUAUAA
Messenger RNA from Saccharomycopsis crataegensis, 1575 nucleotides. RefSeq names its product histidine--tRNA ligase (gene HTS1). Gene Ontology annotation, biological process: histidyl-tRNA aminoacylation; mitochondrial translation. Gene Ontology annotation, molecular function: RNA binding; ATP binding; histidine-tRNA ligase activity. The record is from RefSeq and is a predicted model, not a curated record. Gene Ontology annotation, cellular component: mitochondrion; cytosol; cytoplasm. Bases 1 to 1575 code for a protein of 524 amino acids. The transcript has a single exon. NCBI's taxonomy places the organism in Eukaryota, Fungi, Ascomycota, Saccharomycetes, Ascoideales, Saccharomycopsidaceae.